Messenger RNA from Pochonia chlamydosporia 170, 663 nucleotides. Its product is annotated as cytidine/deoxycytidylate deaminase family protein. NCBI's taxonomy places the organism in Eukaryota, Fungi, Ascomycota, Sordariomycetes, Hypocreales, Clavicipitaceae. The coding region runs from base 1 to 663 and encodes 220 amino acids. The transcript has a single exon. Gene Ontology annotation, molecular function: catalytic activity. The record is from RefSeq and is a predicted model, not a curated record.
AUGUCCUCCUCCACCACGGAUGCAAGCGAGCUCAUCUCCACGCUCCUCAAAACAGUAGAAGACCGCAUCGUCCCUCUCACCCAGAAAGGCGUCGCAUCCGGCUCAAAAGUAUUCGGCGCAGCAAUCCUAUCCCGUUCAACACUCCGUCCCCUAACCGUGGCGACCAACAAUGAGAGAGUAUCACCACUUCUCCACGGCGAAAUCAACUGCAUCCAGCAGUUCUUCACAGUAGACUACCAGGACCCUUCUGCACGUCCUGACCCCCAAAAGGACUGCAUCUUCUUCGCUACCCACGAGCCGUGCAGUCUUUGCCUGAGCGGUAUUGCGUGGUCCGGCUUCAACGAGUUCUACUACCUCUUCACGUAUGAGGAUAGCAGGGAUUUGUUCUCCAUCCCUUACGACAUUGAUAUUCUGGAGUCGGUGUUUCGGGUGCAGGGCGAGGAGAGUGAUGAUCAGGUCAAGAAGAGGGAGCUGUAUAAUAGGAAUAACAAGUUUUUUAAGGGAAGGUCUGUUGAGGACUUGUUGGGUGAUUUGGAGUAUGAGGCGGAGAGGGAGAAGUGGCGGAUGGAGAUUAAGAGGGUGAAGGAGUUGUACAAGUCGUUGAGUGAGACGUAUCAGAAGGGGAAGAAGUCUGGGGCAGAGAGUUCUAGCGUUUGGAAAUGA